CAAUUUGUUUACCAAUCUCUGUGCCGAAAGUAGGAAUAAUCUCCGCUACUCCCUGAAAGUUUUUUUUCAAAUUAAAUAAUUUAUCAAGAAAGCUGUAUAUUGUUUUUAAAAUUGUGUUUUCCGAGUUUUUUGUUAGUUUAAUUACAUUUCAUAGAUACUAUUAGUGAAGCCCGCACGAUAAGUGUUUGGUCUCAUACAAAUCCGAGUGUUAAUAGAAGAAAAAACUUUUCCUUAAAAAAAAACAAUCGUUUCGUUGGCUGCUGCUAAGAUAUGAGCAACGCUGUUAUGAUGGAUUACGAGUUCAAGAUGAAAACCCAACAGGAACGAGCUAAGGUGGAAGACUUGUUUGAGUACGAAGGUUGCAAGGUUGGGAGGGGCACGUACGGACACGUAUACAAGGCCCACCGUAAAGAAAGCAACGACACUAAAGACUACGCGUUAAAACAAAUCGAGGGAACUGGGUUGUCAAUGUCGGCUUGUCGGGAGAUUGCGUUACUUCGAGAGUUGAAACACCCCAACGUGAUCAACCUGAUUCGAGUGUUUUUGUCGCAUACAGACAGAAAAGUUUGGUUACUGUUCGAUUACGCUGAGCAUGAUUUAUGGCAUAUUAUCAAAUUCCAUCGAGCGGCAAAAGCAACUAAGAAGCCCGUUAUGGUUCCGAAAGGAAUGGUCAAAAGCUUACUCUAUCAAAUAUUGGAUGGCAUCCAUUAUUUGCACAGUAAUUGGGUUCUACACAGAGAUCUGAAACCUGCCAAUAUCUUGGUGAUGGGUGAAGGUAACGAGCGUGGUCGUGUCAAGAUUGCUGAUAUGGGUUUCGCUCGGUUGUUUAAUGCCCCAUUAAAGCCACUAGCGGAUUUAGACCCCGUCGUGGUCACAUUCUGGUAUCGUGCUCCAGAGUUGCUGCUUGGCGCCCGGCAUUACACAAAGGCGAUUGAUAUUUGGGCAAUUGGAUGCAUCUUUGCGGAACUGUUGACUUCCGAACCAAUAUUCCAUUGUCGGCAGGAAGAUAUUAAAACUAGUAAUCCAUAUCAUCACGAUCAACUGGAUAGGAUCUUCAACGUGAUGGGCUUUCCACAGGAUAAAGAUUGGGAGGAUAUCAGAAAAAUGCCGGAGCAUCACACUUUGACGAAAGACUUCAAGCGGUCCAAUUAUGCAAACUGCUCUUUGGUGAAAUAUAUGGAACGACACAAAAUUAAGCCGGACAGCAAGGCUUUCCAUCUGUUGCAGAAGCUGUUGCUGAUGGAUCCAAAUAAACGUAUUACUUCGGAACAGGCCAUGCAAGAUCCGUACUUCUCGGAGGACCCGAUGCCCACAGCGGACGUUUUUGCUGGUUAUCCUAUUCCAUACCCGAAACGUGAAUUUUUAACCGACGAGGACCAAGAUGACAAGGGUGAAAGCAAACGCCAGCAGCAGCAACAACAGCAACAGCAGCAAGCUAAUCAACAAGCUCAACAGAACCAACAACAACAGGCGAAUCAUCAAAAUCAACAACAAAACCAACAACAGCAAACAAACCAACAAAAUCAACAAUCGCAACAGCAGCAGCAGCAGCAACAACAACAACAGCAGCAACAGCAAGCUCAAGGUGGUGGUAUAGAUCACAAUGCUGCCAAGCGUGUUCGGAUGUCUGGUCCAAAUGGCCAACCCGGAAACGGUAUGAAUCAGCAGGACUAUCAAGUCCAACAGGCCCAGCAGGCGGCUGCUGUGGCACAGCAACAGCAGCAACAACAACAACAACAACAGCAACAACAAAUGAUGUUCAAUAACGCCCAGCAGGGUGGAUUCCAGCAGCGAUAUUAAAACUAAAGUGAGGUAGGUAAGCAUUAUUCGUUCUAUAAAUUUUAUCUUUAUAGACAACUGUA
Messenger RNA from Armigeres subalbatus, 1862 nucleotides. It is a transcript of the gene Cdk8, whose product is annotated as cyclin-dependent kinase 8. The coding region runs from base 271 to 1800 and encodes 509 amino acids. Gene Ontology annotation, molecular function: protein serine/threonine kinase activity; ATP binding. The transcript has 7 exons. Gene Ontology annotation, cellular component: nucleus. Gene Ontology annotation, biological process: protein phosphorylation. Lineage: Eukaryota; Metazoa; Arthropoda; Insecta; Diptera; Culicidae. The record is from RefSeq and is a predicted model, not a curated record.